Marchantia polymorpha subsp. ruderalis is the source of this 3009-nucleotide messenger RNA. Lineage: Eukaryota; Viridiplantae; Streptophyta; Marchantiopsida; Marchantiales; Marchantiaceae. The record is from the annotation of a GenBank genome assembly.
GCGAUGCGAUUUUGGCUUCGGCAGGCAGGGCGCUUUGGCUCGGCUCGGCUCUGCUCUGCUGCUGCUGCUGCUCUUGCUCUUGCUCUGCUCGAGCGCAAUCCAUGUCCUUCUCCCAACGAUUCAUUGCUUGAUUGACUGAUUGAUUGAUCGAGUGAGUGGGCGAGCGAGUGAGCGAUUGAUUGAUCCCACCAUCUCCCGCUCUGCACUGCUGCUGCUGCUGCGGGAGUCGCCUGGCUUUGGCUUGGGGGCUUUUGGGCUGCUGGGUGCUGGUCGUCGUCGGGGUCUGUUGUCUCCUUCCUUUCUCUUUGUCUAUUCUUCCUCUUCUUCUUCUUCUUCUUCCUCCUCCUCCUCCUCCUCCUCCUCCUACUACCUCUCCUGCGCUUCUGCUCUGGUCUUCUUUUGAACCGGGUCUUUUAUGUAGCAGAUCUGACGAUUUGGGAAAGAAGCUGGUCGAUCAUCGCCACAGGACAGAUCUUCGCGUCGCGUUGCGUGGGUGAUGCUCGAGUGCCUUUGACGUGACUCGAGAGGAGUCGACGAUUUUUGUCUUCGUAGGACGAAGAUUGAUGGCAGGGACGGGAGGGCGUAAGUGCGAGGAAAGACGAGAAGAAGGACGAAGAAUUGAUCCGUGUAGAGUAUACUUGUGAGACCCGGGAGUAGUGUUGUUCCAGGUAUAUGUUUUCAUACACAGAUCUUGAUAAGUGGUAGAAGUAUGGUUCUUGAGUUCUAAGGUGGAUAAUCUAAAGGGCAGGCAGAGAUAGAGAGAGAGAGGCUAUGCUGGUCGGCCACCUUAGUCUUACGUACUUCGAAUGUAGAUGGAUGUUCAAGGAUCGAAGAUCUGAAAAGUAAAUGCUUGGGUUGGACGAAAAGGGAUUUGAACUUGCAACUCAAGAUAUCGUGUGUCUCGAGGAAAGUGUCCCGGCGAUCCGCGAGUCAAAUCCCAGGAGAGGGAUCUGGAAAUCAUGUGGAAGCACUAAACCUCACUAAAAGCCUAUGAUAUAGUCUGGGUUUUGCAAGCUCUUUCUUGAGGCAGGCAGCGUGUUAUUUACCGGAAACCAGUCGCAGAGGAAAAGAGAUCGUGAAAGGUUGGAAGGGACGUGCAUUUUUGUGACUACGGGGCUCAAGUCGAUUGGGAAUGGCAGAGCAGCAGAGAGGAUGGGAUGUUAUGCUACCACAAAUUGCGUAAUAUUUCACAGGCUCAGGCCUUUCCUUAGCCUUAUCGGGGAGGCAGGGCAGGGCCUCCCAUGUCAGUGGAUGAUAACCACAGGGGGCUGGCCCUGGCUAUUUGCUCCAGCCUCUUCAUCGGUUCCAGCUUCAUUAUUAAGAAGAAAGGUCUCAAGCGCGCUGGUGCAUCUGGGGUUAGAGCAGGAGUUGGAGGGUAUUCUUACCUAUACGAGCCACUAUGGUGGACGGGUAUGGUCACAAUGAUCGUUGGAGAGGUCGCGAACUUUACGGCGUAUGCAUUUGCUCCGGCAGUUCUUGUCACGCCACUUGGAGCCCUGAGCAUCAUUGUUAGUGCAGCAUUGGCACAUGUGGUCUUGAAGGAGCGGUUGCAUUUGUUCGGCAUCGUUGGGUGUAUUCUGUGUAUCGUGGGCUCAACGACUAUUGUGCUCCAUGCACCCGAGGAGCGGGUGAUUGUAUCGGUCAAGGAUGUGUGGAGCUUAGCCACAGAGCCUGCAUUUUUACUUUAUACAUUGUCAGUCGUUGCGGUGGUAUUACUUCUGAUCUUCCAUUUUGUGCCUCGAUGUGGACAUACACAUGUUAUGGUCUAUGUUGGAAUAUGCUCACUGAUGGGAUCUCUGUCGGUGAUGAGUGUAAAAGCUCUUGGCAUUGCGUUGAAGCUGACUUUCCAAGGGGAUAAUCAGCUUGUUUACCCCCAGACCUCUGUAUUUGCUAUGGUGGUGGCUACAUGUGUUUUAACCCAGAUGAACUACCUCAAUAAAGCCCUAGAUACCUUCAAUACGGCCGUAGUUUCACCCAUCUACUAUGUGAUGUUUACCUCAUUGACUAUUCUUGCCAGCGCUAUUAUGUUCAAGGAUUGGGAUCAUCAGACUCCUACACAAAUUAUAACUGAGAUGUGUGGAUUUGUAACCAUCUUAUCUGGCACAUUUUUGCUGCAUGCAACCAAGGACAUUACAGAUUCUUCUUCUGGACUAAGUAUUUAUGGGGGCCUUCAACCCUCCAUGACUCACCGCCUAUCCAUUGGAACAGGGAGUCUCAAGCGUCCUGAGGAUGAGAUGGACAGUGAUGAUUUUCCUCUGCGCCGGCAAGAGUCAUUUCGAAAUCCAUGAUCUCAUCGUUCCUUUCUUUAGGCUUUCUUCUUGAUUCAUCAACCUUCUGGAGCUGUCUUUGAAACAGGCUGCAAGUUGUAGGAAGGGCAAUCUAAGCAGGCCACUUGUCCCAUUAUUCUAACCGUAAAUUUUCUUGGCGCUUACAUGAAAAGGAGUAUAAAGUCUAGAAUCAUUCUUUCCCUGAAUUGUUCCACUAGUGCAUUCACGGUGAAUUGUUGACUUGUUCAUCUAAUGCAUCCAUGUCGUGAUGGCGGCCGCUCACUAUUUACAUGGAAGUCCUUCAUAUGGAAGUCAUGGUGAGGACAAGUUCUGUAUGCAGUGACAAACCUGGCGUUUCACCUUUCAAAUUUCCAUGUCAGGAAUGUUUCUAAAGUCUUAGCUCCUGUGAUUGAUGAUGAGAACAUUUUUAGCUCCGUUGGUUGAUUGUGCUCUUUUCGAGCCCAGACCCCGAAGUGAGGACUCGUAUUGUACUGUGAGGAAACAAAAGAUUAGAUGAGUUCUUUGGUAACAAAUUUGCUGAUAAAUUAUAUAGCCUCAUUCCUCGCCAACAAACCCAAUGAAUGAGCUCUGCCUGCAUCCCUUGGGUCAGUACCAAAGAGUUUCUUUUAUUGAUAAUCUUGUCAUCGUGGGUUGGGAGGACUGUUGUAUGUAUUGUAUUUUGUUUACGCCUACCCGCUUUCAGUAUCUUAGCAAAUCGUCCUAGUUGUAAAUUCAAUGAUGU